This is a messenger RNA of Pristis pectinata (smalltooth sawfish), 4535 nucleotides long. It is a transcript of the gene ube2o, whose product is annotated as (E3-independent) E2 ubiquitin-conjugating enzyme UBE2O. Bases 17 to 3961 code for a protein of 1314 amino acids. The transcript is spliced from 18 exons. Lineage: Eukaryota; Metazoa; Chordata; Chondrichthyes; Rhinopristiformes; Pristidae. The record is from RefSeq and is a predicted model, not a curated record.
UCUCAGAGCGGCGGCGAUGGAGGCGGACGCAGGUCGAGCGGCGGCCGCUUCCCCGGCCGCUGAGGUGCCCGUGCCCCCAUCUUCCGCAGCCUCCCCCGCGCAGUCCCCGGCCCUGGGCAGCCAGCGCCUCCUGUUCGUCGAUGACCUGGUGUCUGGCACCUACAAGGGGGCCCUGCGGCACGGCAUCGUCGGCCUGAUUCACGGCGAGGUGAGCAGCGGCGAGAGCUCGGACACGGACGAGGAGGGAGCCGGCCGGGAGCGGCCUCUGAAGAAGGGCUACGUUCGGGUGCAGUGGUACCCGGAGGGGGGCAAGCAGGACGUGAAGGAAAUCAAGCUAAAACUAGAAGACCGGUCGCUAAUGCCUCGUGACUUGGUGCGUCGUAUGGGCCCAAAUACUGAUAAUCAGUGCGGAACAGUGAUUGAUGUGAAUAUGGAGUGCACCUUGAAGAUUCUGGGAACAAAUUACAUUCUUCACCCUGUCAACAGCAGAGACUUGCAGCAUAUUUGGCCAUUUGUCUAUGGUGACUACAUAGCCUUUGAUUGUUGGCUAGGGAAGGUUGACAACAUCGUUGCCCAGCUGAUCCUAAAACUAUCAAAUGGAGCCAGGUGCUCAAUGACUACCAGUGACGGCAGUAAGCUGGUUGAUCUUUGUCCCCAUGUCAGUGACUCGGGGCAAUUCUUUGAUGAAUCCUAUGGGUUUUAUCCAGGACAGAUGUUGUUUGGAGCAGCUAAAGUUUUCUCCAAUGUGCAAUGGUUAUCUGGUGUCCGACCUGUACUGAGCAAAAAGAGCAAGUUUAAAGCAGUUGUUGAAGAGGUGCAAGUGGUGGAGCUUAGAGUUUCUUGGAUCACAAAGAGCUUUUGCCUUGGGGGGAGUGAGAGUGUUUAUCCUCCAUCUCCAGUUAUUACACAGGAUAAUUUGCCCAGGGUGAAACGCUUGAACUGUUAUGACCAUGCUCGCAUGGUCCUAGCAGAACGGGCAGUGUAUGUGCUCCCAGGAGAUCCUGAAUGUACUACUAUCUCUUCAGAAGGCCCAGAAGGAAAUUCCAUCAUUGCUGUGAAUUCUGUUGUCAGAAAGGUUAAAAGACUCUUUGACAAAGAGAUGGUGAAGAAAAUUCUGAAUAACGUGGACACCCAAGAAGUGGAUCAUAUGGACAAAUUCUCUGUUGCUUUGGGUGAUGGCUCCGUCAUGGUCACCUCAUCUGUUUCAGGACUUGGUGGUUCAAAACUAAGGUUAGGUUGUGAUGGCGCAACCCAGAUGCCCAUUGGAAUGAAAUCACAGUCUUUAAAUGGGGUUGUACAGAAGGAAUCAAUUUUGAGCAAUGGCCCUGUCCCCACUCAAGUUAACUUACAAAACCAGCCGGAAGAAAGAGUGAAAGAUGGGAACUGGAAGGAUAUUGGGCAGCCUGCAGUGAUUCUGGAAGAAGCUUCAUUGGGAAGAAGUCAAGCUGUAAAGCUGCAGCUUGUAGAACAGGAUGCAGAUGACGAAGGUGCUGAGGACACUGAUGAAACCAGCUCGAUUUCUUCUUCUGCAAGUUCAACUGCAUCAUCGCAAAGUGGCGGACAAGGGCGUAAAAAAAGUGUCCCACUUUCUAUUAAAAACCUGAAAAAGAAGCACAAGAAGAAGAAAAACAAACCCUCCAGAGAAUUCAAACCAGGUGAUAGAAUUGCUGUGGAGAUUCUGAAAACCAGCACUAGUGUGGAUGUGAUGUGGCAGGAUGGCACAGUGGAGAAAAAUAUUCGAUCUAAUGACUUGCUGCCGGUCCAUCAUGUAGAUAAUAAUGAGUUCUGCCCUGGAGACUUUGUGCUGGAUAAGCGUGCUCAAGGUCCCCAGGAAGUUGGUGUGUACGGUGUUGUCCAAUCUGUUGACCACAUUGGGCGGACGUGCUCAGUAAAAUGGUUCAGACCAAAGGCAAAUGGUAGUGAGAUUGAGGUGCUGGGCCACGAGGAAGAUAUUAGUGUUUAUGAUAUUGCUGACCAUCCAGAUUUCCACUUCCGCAUUACUGAUAUUGUGAUCCGUAUUGGGAAUGUGGAAGAAGGGCGAGCUACACAUAAAGUUGAUGAGGAACCUUCUGUUGGCCAAGUAUCUCGUGUUGAUGUUAGUGGCAAGGUUGAAGUAGUCUGGGCAGAUAAUUCCAAAUCCAGUAUACUACCUCAGCAUUUGUAUAAUGUUGAGUCUGACAUUGAAGAAUCUGACCUGGACUCUCUGGAUGGUACCUCCACUGGAGCAACUUCGGAUGAGUGGGAAGAUGAAAGUGAUAGCUGGGAAACGGAUGAUGGUCUGACUGAGGAUGAGAAUGCAAAGGGUAGUGAGGCACUUGAAGUUGGAAUAGAGGUGGCAGCGCAAUUGGAAGAAAGCAAAAGUGAGGUGGAACAAACACAGGGAGCUGGUGCAGCUUCAAGUAGUUCAAAUCUAGAUAAAAUUACAAAGGAUGGAUCGCCCAAAGGCUUUCAUGAGAUAAAGGAAGCCAUCAAAAUUUUGGAAAGUUUAAAGAAUAUGACAGUUGAGCAAUUGUUGACUGGCUCUGCUACCUCCCCAACAAUAGAGCCAGAAAAGCAAACUAAGGAGAAGAAGUUUCGAGAUGAUAUCAAGAAGUUGCAGGAAACCCUUCAGAAGACUCUUGACAAUGUAGCCAUAGUGGAAGAAGAGAAGAUGGAAGCUGUUGCAGAAGCUGAGAGCAAAGAAGAAAAGGUCGAUAUGCAAGUGCCUGUGAAGUCUGAGUGGUCCAGUGAUACACCUGUGCUUUGCCAGCAAAGCAGCAAACCUGGAGUUACGUUCACCAGUGCAAAGGGUGAAGUCUUCUCUGUACUCGAGUCAGUGCCAGAAAGCCAUGCAUUCAAAAAAAUGGAAUUCCAGCCAGCAGAUUCAAAGAAAUUUUUCAGCACUGUGAGAAAAGAAAUGGCACUGCUUGCUACUGCACUUCCUGAUGGCAUCAUGGUGAAAACAUUCGAGGACAGAAUGGACCUGUUCUCCGCUCUAAUCAAAGGCCCAACACGGACUCCAUAUGAUGAUGGGUUGUUUCUUUUUGAUAUUCAGCUUCCUAAUGUUUAUCCUGCAGUUCCUCCACUUUUCCGUUAUAUUUCUCAAUGCAGUGGACGUCUCAACCCCAACUUGUACGAUAAUGGCAAAGUCUGCGUGAGUCUCCUGGGCACGUGGAUUGGAAAGGGAACAGAGAGGUGGACAACUAAAUCUAGUCUUCUCCAGGUGCUCAUAUCAAUUCAAGGGCUUAUCCUGGUGAAUGAGCCCUACUACAAUGAGGCUGGGUUUGACAGUGACCGUGGCCUUCAAGAGGGCUAUGAAAAUAGUCGCUGCUACAAUGAGAUGGCUCUGAUAAAACUGGUGCAAUCUAUGACUCAGCUGAUUCAGAAACCCGUGGAAAUAUUUGAACAGGAAAUAAAAGAGCACUUCUUUACCAAUGGCUGGCGCCUCUUAAACAGGAUGGAGUCUUGGUUGGAAAUUAAUGAAAUGAUCCAAAGAAGUACUGAACUUAGUACUGAAGACAUGUCUGCUCAUAGCUGCGCUUCUGAGGUGGGAGAUGGCCAGGUAGAGCAUCUCUCACCAUCUGCAUCACAGAUGCUUGCUGAAUCUGUUCAGGCCACCAAGGAGCCUGCAAUGGAGAAUUCUGAAAUUCAUGUGAGCGGUAUAGAGCAGAGGUUGUUGGCAGAAGCUGGCUCAGAGGAAAGUAUAUGCCUAGAGAUGGAUUCUACUGAGCAAUUACAGGCUGCAGCUGAAACCUCCUCCCUAACUGCAGAACAGAAGGCUUCAUCACAGGCUAUCGUCAAACCAAAAAGGCGGCGGAAGAGUUACAGGAGCUUUCUCCCUGAGAAGCAUGGUUACCCUGACAUAGGUUUCCCUCUGUUUCCCCUCUCUAAAGGGUUUGUGAAAAGCAUCUGUGGCUGCCUACAGCGAUAUAAGGUAACCUUAAUAGAAUCUGGAAUUCCAGAGAGGAGAGAAGAGAGAUGAGCACUGCAUCUAUGCCACGGGUUUACAAAGUUUUCUAGACUUUUGAUAAUUGUGUAAUAAAGCAAAAGGAUAGUGAGCAAAUCAAGGCUGCUCGCUUUUUGUAUCUGGAGUGGAGAAGGAUUAAUGUGCAUUAAGUGAGGGAGAGAAGCCUCAGCCUGAGCAUUUCAAAGCAUGUUACAUAUGGUAAAUUGCAUCCCUGCUGAAAAAUGGCUGCACAAUGAGACCCUAAGAUGUAAAAAAAACAUUGAUAAAUGUUUCUCCCAAUAACAUUAAAGUGGAGUUUAUAGCUUGAUGUAUACAGUAUUUAAUCCAGAUUUAAAUGUCUACACAUGUGGACUUGUAUUAAGUUCAGAAUGCUUGAUUGCUUCCUAUUUAUGUAGAAAUUGUGGGAGUGCGUGCUUUAUUUUUUAAAAUUAAUUUUUGGUUGCCUUAUACUAGUGUAAUAUAAGACUUUACAAUUAAAUUGGCCUUAAGAUGUCGCUGAAUAUGGGUUUCCACAUUCUUCAUUUCUCAUUGUUUAUUGAUUGUUGCAACAUUCCAGUAGCAUGAUGAAUAAGUGUGGUAUAACAUUAUG